ACGGGAACCCUCAGUGAUGAGCCAAGUGCGGGCCGAACCACAAGAACAGGGGCGUCAUCUUCAUCAACCCAUCGCAGACGAGCUAUCCAACAGGUCCUCUUCCCUUCCCAUUCCAGGUGUAACGAACUCCAUCUACCUGGCCUGUGUGACCGCCCGUCGCCACACUCACACUCCCAAGUCGCCUUUACAUCGCACCUCACAGUAAUCCCCACAGCAGCCAUCCCACUCCGCUGUCAGACUACCUAGUCUCCCAAACCGAAAACAUCACCACCACCGCCACAGCGACCACCAUCAUGCCCUCCCCCUGGCCGGCGCCAUACAAAGCCGCCAUCAGCUUCACGAUGGACAACCUGGGCGAAGCGCAGGACGUGCUGCAGGGCCGCUGGGCGCAACCCAUCGGCACGCACCCGGCCGUGACGGCGCAGCUGCCGCGCAUGCUGGCGCUGCUGGCCCGGCACCGCGUGCGCGCGACCUACUUCGCCGAGGCCUGGAGCCUGGGCGUGUACCCGGGCGCGGUGCGCGCGCUGGCCGCGGCGGGGCACGAGGUCGCCUGGCACGGGUUUCAGCACGAGGUCUGGAGCGGGCUCAGGGCCGAGGAGGAGCGGCGGAGUUUUGAGAAGAGCUGGGCGGCUGCUGCCGAGAGCGGGGUGCGCUAUAGGGGCUUUCGGCCGCCUGGUGGCGAGGUCAACGAGCGCACGUGGGGGUUGUUGAGGGAGUUUGGGGUUGAGUAUGUCUCGCCGUUGGGGGAGUUUGGGAUUGGCCCUGAGGGAGUGGUGGUGCUUCCUUUUGAAUGGCGGGCGGUAGAUGCGUUCUGGUAUAUGGAGAAAUUUGCGGGGAUCAGGAAGGGCCAUGGGGAGAGGGAGGAGGUGUUGAGUCCGGGUCAGUUCAAGGAGUGGUUGAUGGGAAAGAUUGAUGAGGUGGCAAAGGCGGGUGGAUUCAUGUCGAUCUUGUUUCAUCCAUUCUUGCAGACAAGUGAGGAGAAAUUUGAGGUGUUGGAGGACGUGCUGAAGCGGAUCAGCGACGAUGGGCAGAUAUGGGUUGCACCCUGCGAGGAAGUGGCAGAAUGGGUGAGAAAGCACCCUGAGCAGUUCCCUUCAAAGUCAAAGAAUGGCGGUAUCUAAGUGGGAUAUCGACUGGAAUCCUAGAGCAUCUUUGGCGGGAGUGUAAAUUCGUCAGCAGUCCACCUGUUUGACAUAGCUGUGGGGGCCCGUCUCGACGGUGGACGGAAUAUGCUAC
Molecule: messenger RNA, 1236 nt
Organism: Thermothielavioides terrestris NRRL 8126
Lineage: Eukaryota; Fungi; Ascomycota; Sordariomycetes; Sordariales; Chaetomiaceae
Exons: 1
Coding region: 294-1121 (275 amino acids)
Biological process (GO): carbohydrate metabolic process
Molecular function (GO): hydrolase activity, acting on carbon-nitrogen (but not peptide) bonds
Source: RefSeq, a predicted model, not a curated record